AUGAACGCGUAUUUGAAAAUCGUGUGCUUCUCGAUGGCCGUUGUGCUAAUUAGCGGCCAGGAUAUUAACCAGUGCUUCGAACAAGACAGCAUAUCCUGUGUGCAAAAGAGCCUCUACAGAAAGGCUAAGGAGUUCUUCACCAAAGACAACAUUGAAUUAUUCAGUGGUGUUAGCUUGGUUAAGGCUGCUGACAGGAACUCGAGGACUGCUAAAGAUGUGAUUUACGACCAGGAAAUAGAUGCUGCCAACGAUGUCGAGGGACGUCAAAGUGCCUUAGAGAACUUUGUCAGUGAUGAAGCUAGCGACUUUUUGACUGGACGCAGCCUCAGGAUUAACUUCGCGCCAGUUGCUGAGAAAAUUGGACAGACUGCACGUGCAAUGGUUGAUUCCGUCCCACAAGAAGUUAGACAAGCUGUUGAUGAAGUUGUUGAAGGUCGUGGAAAGAAAAAGCUCUUGAAAACCCUCCUCCCCUUCCUGGCGAUCGCUAAAUUGAAGAUGGGAGCCCUUGCUGUUUUAUCAUACUUCGGAAUCGCCCUGUUGGCCAAGAAAGCCAUUUUCGCUUCAUUGAUCUCCCUCGCUUUCUCCGCAUUCAUCGGACUCAGAUCCCUCUGGUCUAAGGGCGCAGACACCACCGCGUACAACGCAGGGUGGAACUCAGGUAAUGUUGGCGCAUGGGCACCCCCAGCAACCAAUGGUUGGUCUUCUGGAGGGUGGGAUGACAGCCACGGUAAUAACUACGCCGGAACCAACCAGCCGUUCUCUGGCUACCACUAA
Molecule: messenger RNA, 774 nt
Organism: Cotesia congregata
Lineage: Eukaryota; Metazoa; Arthropoda; Insecta; Hymenoptera; Braconidae
Source: the annotation of a GenBank genome assembly